This is a messenger RNA of Schistocerca nitens (vagrant locust), 660 nucleotides long. RefSeq lists its product as uncharacterized. Lineage: Eukaryota; Metazoa; Arthropoda; Insecta; Orthoptera; Acrididae. The coding region runs from base 1 to 660 and encodes 219 amino acids. The transcript has 3 exons. The record is from RefSeq and is a predicted model, not a curated record.
AUGAGACAAAGUCAUUUGGCAGAAGAAACUGCAAUGAUGCGAGAAGACGUUCUGUAUGACUCCUGUGCUGUUUAUGUGUGCCAUCUGGUCCGCGGCGGGUUUCAGCCGCGCCUUCCGACUUCGCUGCCGCCCCCAGGGCAGCAGCAGCAGCCGUCGCCGGUACCACGCCGACAGCCCGUCCCGUUGAUGCCUCCCGCGCAGCUUCAUACGGGAGCGCCCCGGGUGGUCGCUCCGGCGCCUGCGGUCCCUCUUCAGUCGCCACCGCCUUCGGAGCUGAUGGACGUCGACCCCUCAGCCGGGCCGCCUUCCCAAGCGGUGGCUGUGCAGCCUGUACUGCAGCCGCUUUCCUUGGGCACCCCCAAGGAGUCUGACACCGCAGCGCCUUGUCCGGCGCCCACUCAGCAGCCGUCGACGCAGCGUCAGGAGACGCUGCCUCUCUUCGUGGGUCCCGACGCCCCGUCGCGUCCAGUACCAGAAGCUGCGCCCGUGGUCACAGGCGUGCACCCUGACCUCGGUUUUCAGUCGGUGUUUCCCGAGGCCCCGCGCAGCCAAUGCUGGGGUGCGGACCGGGGUCUGCCACCGACAACAGUCUCCGCCCCGGGCGUUAAAUAUAUAGAAAUUCAUGGAUUUUAUGAGUCUGGUGAAUUUAUUUGCUCGUAA